AGCUUAUUUCCGGUUCCAGUGAAACCUUUAUUAUUUUACAAAACACACAUCAAAAUCCAAGAAUUUUUGGAUAUAACACACCGUGUUCCUUCUGUUCGAUUAGGCAUUGAACAUUGAUUAUUAUAUUUUAUAUAUCGUAUAGUAAUACUGUAAAUUUCUGAUAAUGCGCACCUGCCUGCAGCGCUUCUUCUGCCCCAACAAGCCUGUUUCUAGUACGGGUGUCCGUUCCACCUUUGUCUACCCGAACGGAGGCACCUAUAAAGGGUAUUGGCUGCGCAACAAGAAUCAUGACUGGGGAGUGAAAACCACGGCGGAGCGCACCGCUAGCUACUACGCGCAGAAGAAGCAGCCGGAGGGACAGCUUGUUUAUAAUGGCACAUGGUCACAUAACAAGCGCCAAGGCGCCGGCUCGAUGGUGCGCAAACGCGGCACAGAUCUGCAAACCGUGUACAAUGGCCAGUGGUACGACGAUAUGAAAUGCGGCGAGGGCAAACACUUCUAUUCGGAUGGCUGUGUGUACUUUGGACGCUGGCUUCGGAAUCGUCGGCAUGGCAUGGGCAUUCAGUGGUACGCCGAUGGCAGCAUCUAUCUGGGCGAAUGGGAAGCAGACUUCAAACACGGCCUGGGCGUUUACUUCUAUGCUAAUGGCAAUCGCUAUGAGGGUCACUUUGCACGGGGCCUUAAGAACGGCGAGGGCGUCUUCUAUCACAUGCACACGGGUCAAAUCCAGAAGGGGGUCUGGGAGAAUGACAAUGCCAAGACGUCGGUUAUACAGGAUGAGCCCUAUAUCCGAUGCAAUGAUGCAGCUACGCCCUAUCCGAUACCACCAAUUCAACUCAAGUAUCCCAACGAGAUUAUGUGCGAGCUUUUCAAUCGCUACAGGCCCUUCGCUGAAAAGCCCCGGCGCCGCUUCAAUGAUAAGGUCAGCCUUGAGUUCGUCCAUCACCAGCGACAAUUUGCAUCCUUUGAGGAACGCAUGGCCACACCCACACGGCUGGAUCUGUAUCCCAAUGCGGGCUUUGUGUGUACCUGCAGUUGCAAAAUCUUGUGAGAAAUAGUAAAA
This is a messenger RNA of Drosophila arizonae, 1063 nucleotides long. RefSeq lists its product as uncharacterized. Lineage: Eukaryota; Metazoa; Arthropoda; Insecta; Diptera; Drosophilidae. The record is from RefSeq and is a predicted model, not a curated record.